UGCGGUUGUGUUUUGUGAGGUUUUGAGUUUUGUCUUGCGUUUUCCCGCGCAAUCUGUCUGGCUGGGGUAUCUGCUGGGUACUUACAAACCCGAAUGCCAAUGUUUUCAUCAGUUGUUAAAAGUCCCAAUUAAUUAGUCCGUCUCGCCCGCCGUAGUCUGUAGUGCGUGCAUGUAGUGAAAGAACAUCACCAAUCGAUGUUCCAGUUGCCGACCACAAUCAUUCGGAACCCAUCCGUUCCGGUUCCGUACUCGAUUCGGUGCACAUCCUGAUUUAGUGUAUCGGAAUUCGAAUGAAUGCGCGACACGGACUGCAAUCAGUGAACCAUAAUUGGGUCGGAACGUUCGAAAUUCCCAAUUGUGCCACCCACAGCCCCUCUCCGUGUUCGACCCAUUCAGUGAGUGAGUGAAGAGAAACAGUGAAAAAGAGGCACGAGGACGCGACUCGGACGGACCAAACCCCCGGAAUAAGUGAAAUCCAACCAUGCAAUGAAUUUAACACCGCCACCGCACGCCAAAAGCCACUUCCAAAAUCAACAGCAACGAAUUUGCAUGUGGUGGACCAUUCGAUCGAAGAAGAAUGCUUUUGCGCCGGAAAAAUAUGUCAAAGUUAAACACAAAUAAGUGGGGACCCCGGGGAUUAAUUAGCGUUGGCGUUGGCAGUCGAGUGACGCAUUGCUGGGGCCCACAGCUGAUGAUCAUCUCCUGCUGCAGCAUUUGCUGCGUCCUCCUGAUGGUGGGAGUUCCUGUGGUCCAUUCGGCUCCUUCGCUUGCGGCCAAAUCCUGGCCAGUGAUGAAAAACUAUGACAUCUGGGGAACGUCCUCUGAUGCUGCCGGCCAAUCUCCCACGGAUGUUGAUGCAGUCGAAUCAUCAAGGAGCCAUUCAUCGGAGCCACUGGAUGCCAAUUUGCAAAAUGGCACCGAAUUGGUCGGCGGAUGGCUGCGAAGUGGUGGCCGGACCUUUGGGCUGGAACCAUUUCGGCGGUCAUCGGGCCAAGAAUGAGCUGUUCCAGGUGGAGGAAGCAGCCGAUGGACAGUACUUGUUCGAUGGUGAAGGCGAUGGUGCCAGAAGACGAAAACGGCCCCCUGGUGGACGAGGAC
This is a messenger RNA of Uranotaenia lowii, 1098 nucleotides long. RefSeq lists its product as uncharacterized. The coding region runs from base 578 to 1000 and encodes 140 amino acids. Lineage: Eukaryota; Metazoa; Arthropoda; Insecta; Diptera; Culicidae. The transcript is spliced from 3 exons. The record is from RefSeq and is a predicted model, not a curated record.